Molecule: messenger RNA, 7041 nt
Organism: Conger conger (European conger)
Lineage: Eukaryota; Metazoa; Chordata; Actinopteri; Anguilliformes; Congridae
Gene: pkd1b
Product: polycystic kidney disease 1b
Exons: 35
Coding region: 1-7041 (2346 amino acids)
Biological process (GO): kidney development
Cellular component (GO): membrane
Molecular function (GO): protein binding
Source: RefSeq, a predicted model, not a curated record
AUGAAACCCAAUGAUAAGCUCACUCAUGCCAGAGUGCAGAUCCUGCGCCCCUACUGCAGCCCCAACCUGCACCUGAUACCCCCGGGCUGCAGCUCCCUCCACAACCCCUUCAGCUGCUGCUCCCUGGUGGCCCUGUGCAACACCACUGGUGGCUGUGCCACGGGGCAGUACUGGUGCCACCUGCUGGAGACCUGUCUGCCCGUGACCAGCCCCUGUAGCCCAUACGACGCCCAGGCCGGAGGCCCCAACUACCCCCUGCCACCCCGCUACCCUGCUGUGGUGCCCUUCUACCACCUGGUGGCUGACAUACCCCUCAGGUUGCCCCCAACCUCUGAACCUGCCCACAUAAACGCCUCUGUGGUGCUGGCCACCCCAGGGUCCCACGUCCUCAACAUCAGCGCGCUGAACCGCAUCAGUUCUCAGAGCCUCUCGGUGAUGCUGCGGGCUCACCAGCCGGUGUCAGGACUCAGACUGCAGCCACGCGGAGACCAGAGAAUGCUGGUGGAUGUUUCCCAGGUGACAGCAGCGAACCCAGUGAGCUCACAGUCUAUAGUGGUGAAGCUCUCUGUAGAAAUCAUGAGUCGCCUAGCUGAUCCCAGCUUCCAGUCAGUGAAGGAGGUUGCUGCUGUCAACACAAAGCAGCUUUUCACUUUCAAAGUCAAGGUGGACAUCUCCAUUGGUAUCACCUUCUGGUGGGAUUUUGGUGAUAACAGCCCAGGGACCAACCAUUCCUUUCCUCCUCCAUCUGAGACUCAAGGUUCCCAGCUGGAACGUGGAGUGAGGCAGAUCUUCUUGCAGGACUCCACCAGCCACACCUACAAACACCCAGUGGUAGAGAAGUACACAUGGUCCGCAGAGGCCUCAAAUGAUGAGGUCCUGGAGCUGAAUGAAAUAACAACCUCAACAGGAGCCAGCUCUCCAGAUCUAGUGGUCAGACCAGGUGUGUUGCUGAAUGAUCUAAACUACACCUUCACCCUGAACGUAUCCCAGCCUGCCCUGGAGCUCUGGGGGACUGCAAGUAUAACAUUACAGCCCCACCAUCCACCACAUGGAGGGGUGUGCACAUUGACUCCUGAUACAGGCAUUCAUCUCCUGGAGACUGUUGUGACUUACAACUGCUCAGGUUGGGUGGAUGGAGAUGGAGACCCUGCUCAGCUCAGGUACACUUUACAGGUGGAGGUUUGUCCAGACGUUGGCCAGCCUUGCCGCCUUCUCAGCCUGUACAGGGGCACCCAGAACUCCUUUGGGACCCUGGUUCCUCUGGGUUCCCCUGGCCUAGAACGCACCCUGUCUGUCAUUACUGCGCUGGUUCUGGUGGAGGAUGACCUGGGAGUUACUGUGACGGCACUGAACAAAACUUUGACAGUGCAGCUACCUGAGGUCCAGGGCCUCACUGGCUGGCUAAAGAACAAGAGUCAAUCAGAAUUGUGGGCACUGGUCCAGCGGGGAAACCCUCAGGAAGUGGUGCCCUAUUCCAUCGCUCUGACCAGCCACCUCAACCAGGUGGACAGUGGGAGUGAGCAGGACCUACGGGACAGGAUGGUGAUCCGGGAGAACCUGACACAGGCCCUGGCCUCUCUCCCUGUCUCCUCCCUCCAGGAUGCAGCUCAGAUCAGCUCUGCUCUGGCACAGUGCACGGCAGUCCCCGGGGAGCUGGCAUGUGCAGGAUGUCAGGACACAGUUCUGAAGGCCGUGGGGAAGAUGAUUUCUGUGAUCGGGGAUCAGACUGAACCUGGUGAUGUCACUCCCUUAGACACAGGAAGGAAUAUUCUGCAAAUACUAGGCAGCUCAAUGGCUGGGGCCGCAGAGCCCGUGAGCGCAUCUGGGCCGAAAGCCGUCCCCGGUUACCCGGGCAGCUCAGAGGCUGCAGUGUCAGCGUACGGCCAGGCGGGGGAGCUGAUGCGGUCUCUGCUGCGCUCUCGCCUGCGCGGCGAAGAGGCGUUGACCCUGACGGCCCCGCGGAUCCGCGCGGUGGGGCGCCGCAGUGACCCGGGGGACCUGCUGUGCGCCGAGCGCGCGGGCCCCUGCCAGUUCUACAUCCCCCGCGGGCUGAGGGCCCAGCUGCAGCGCGACAGAGAGGAGGUGGUGCAGAUCCUCCUGGGCAUCGACGGCCACGGCCCCCUCCUCCCGCCGGCACGCCCGCCCAUCUCCACCACGCUGGCCGCCAUGGAGUUCUCCACCCCGCAGGGGCGGCCCAUCCCCGUGGCCAACCUGCCCCCCGACCGCGCCAUCAGGGUCCUGCUGCCCAGGCGCCUCCCCUCCGAGACGGCCGCUACCCGCAACCUGACUCUCCCAAAGCGCGGGUCUGUCAACUUCACUGUGGGGCCUGUGGACACGGUGCCCCAUGCUGGCCUCUUCCUCAGCUUCAGCUUCAGCCUGCUUCCUGGAGCAGGCCCACAGAGCAGUGGGCAGGUGAUGAUCAUGGUGGACAGCAGCCCAGGACCCUCUCUCUCCCAGCAUGCACUCCUACAGGAGCUGAACCUGUCUCUCUCUGCUCAGUCUCCUGCAGCGGAGCACACCGUCUUCCUUACGCCACUGCAGAACCGCUCAGGACAGGCGCUGUAUGUGAACGUGAGCAGCACCCUGCAUGGCGGCUCUGUGCAGGCGUCGGUGUGUGUGUUCAGCUCUCUGUGUCAGUACUUCAGCCUGGAGCAGCGGCGCUGGAGCAGCCAGGGCCUCCAGCCUCUGGGGGGCAGCACCCCCCGGGCGGCCCACUGCCUCACCCAGCACCUCACCCUGUUCGGGGCCAGCCUGUUCGUCCACCCCGACGCCCUGGUCCUGCUGCCCCCGCCAGCGGGACCUGUGAGGAACGUGGUGGCGGGAAUCGUGUGCGCUGUACUGCUGCUCAUAUAUCUGCUCAUGGCCCUCAUCUCACACAAACUGGACCACCUGGACAGCACCCGCUCAGCCCUCGUCCCCCUCUGUGGGCAGUCGGGUCGCUACCAGUACCGGGUCCUGGUCAAGACCGGCUGGGCCAGGGGAUCUGGCACCACGGCUAACGUGGGGAUCAGUCUGUACGGCCUGAAUAAGAGCGGCUCACGCCACCUGCAGCGGGAGGGGGCCUUCCAGAGGAACGCGCUGGACGACUUCCAGGUGGAGACCGACGCCAACCUGGGGGAGGUCUGGAAGCUCCGCAUCUGGCACGACAACACCGGUCUGGACCCAGCCUGGUUCCUGCAGCAUGUGGUGGUGUGGGACAGACAGACAGACAACAUGUACUUCUUCCUGGUGGAGGACUGGCUUUCUGUGGAGAAUGAGAGGAAUGAUGGAAUGGUAGAGAAGGAGGUGCUGGCUUCCUGCCCUCAGGACCUGCAGCAGUUCGGUCGGGUCCUCAGGUCCCAGCUGGUGUUUGGCAUGUUUGAGCGCCACCUCUGGGCGUCGGUGUGGGAGCGCCCCUCUCACAGCAGGUUCUCCCGAGCGCAGAGAGUCACCUGCUGUGCCCUCCUGCUGCACCUGUACCUGGCUGUGGGGGCGGUGUGGUACGGGGCAGCCGGGAGCAAAGGAACCAGUAGCCCUGUGUCAGCCCGACUCCUGAUGAAUGCUGAGACCGUUGCCGUGGGGAUGACCAUGGCUGUCCUGGUGUUCCCUCUCCACCUGCUGUUCUGUUUCCUGUUCCGAAUGACAGCAAGCGGCAAGGUGACGACGGAUGAGUCAGCGCCACCGUCCCCAGUGUCUCAGACGGUGGAGAUGGACGUUUACCUGAGCCACUCAGAACAGGCCAGCUCCUACUUCCUAUCCUUGCCCGGGGGAAUGGACUCUAUCCUGGAUGGCGUGUCUCACUCUUCAGAGUCACUGGGAAGCAAGCAAAUAGAUUCAGCACUUUGGAAUGCCUCUAAACUGGGAACGGAGAGCAGAGUGGAUCAGUGGCCUUCCUGCGACAGCAUCUUCGACCUCCCCGAGCUGCAGGGGGCGCCGCCGCUGGGCCACGCCCGGCUGCUGAAGAGGAAGAAGGCUCUGCUCCAGCUGCGUCUGGCCUCCCCAGCCUGCUCCCUCGACCAGCCCCAGUCCCUCUCCCUCGCUGACCAGCCCUUCCCCAUCCCUGAGCCCGUCCACGCUAACGGCCUCCAGCACAACGCCUUAACCCUCUCCGAGGAGGACCUGAUCCAGUCCAUCACCACCGGAGCAGCAGUGGCCAGCAGCACCUCCUCCGGCAGAGUAACCUCGGACAGCGGCCGCUAUUCUCCCUGUGAGACCGCCAUGUCUGAAAGCCAGGAGAGCUCCAGCAGCGGAUGGUCAGAGUUCAGUCAGGGGGAGCCUCCGCACAGCACUGGCCUCUACAAGUCUCCCUCCUCCCUGUCAGUGUUCACCACAGCCAGCACCUUCCUCCCCAGCCCCUCCCCAGACCUCCUGGGCACCUCCUCCACCACCCGAAUAGGUGUAGCCCGCAGCCUCCCAGGCUGGCUCUUUCCCUCCUGGGUCCUGGGUGUGACCUACCUGCUGGCGGGGCUGGUCCUGGGGGCUUGCCUGGCCCUGGUGGGUCUGUACGGAAGCAGCUUCUCCAGCUCUGUGCUCCUCAUGUGGGUGGUGUCAGCUGCCUCAGCCUUCCUGACCUCCGCCCUGCUCCUGGAACCUCUCAAGGUGUGCGUCCAAGCGCUGCUCCUGGCUGCGGUGGUGCGGCCUGUGGACCCGGAGGUGGAGCAGCGUCUGGGGCAGGAGGCCGUGGUGAGGAGGGCGGGUGGGGAGCCGGGGGACAAGGUGCGGCCCCCGUGCGGAUAUGGCCUGCUGCACGCCAAGGAGGAGGCCAGGAAGGUCCGUGCCCUCAGGACGCUCAUGAAGAGCUGUUUGGUGCACAUGCUGUUCUUGCUGGUCGUCCUGCUGGUGAAUUACCAGGACAGCACCCAGGCUGUGCAUGGCAGGCUGCUGCAUUCUGCUGUCAAAAGCUCUCUGCUUACAGCUCCAUCUGGGCGGCUCAACCUCAGCUCUCUGACACGGUGGGCUGACGCCUGGCAGUGGAUGGACAGUACCCUCGUGCCCUACCUCUAUCAGAGCCCCUCCCUACUCCUGUUGGGGUUGCCACGGAUACGGAGAGUACAGUCACAGGAUGGCCGCUGUGGUAAUGUGACGGAUAGCCUGAGAUCAAGGAGCGCCUCGUUUGCACCAGUCAUCCCUGCUUCUUCACACGCGCCAUCUGGAGAGCAGAGAGCCUCGGCACACAGAAGCUCCGGACGCCUCCUCUCCUGGCCGUGGCAGGGACCCCAGGGCACGGGGGCCGGAGGGGGGGCAGACGCGGCGGAUCUGGGGAACAGCAGCCAGCUCACCCGCCAGGUCCUGUCUGGCCUGCAGGACACGCACUGGAUCAAUGCAACGACAGAGGCAGUGUAUGUGGAGUUCACGCAGUACCACAGGGAAACGGCCCUCUUCGUGGCCGUGACUGUCACGGUGGAGCGGUCACGCACCGAUGCAGUGCUCGCCACCGUCUCCAUAGAGCCUUUCCACAUGCCGCCAUCUCACUCCGGCCCUGACUUACAGAUCGCCAUGAUGGUGCUGCUGUUGGUGUUUGCCCUGUGCUUCCUGGGCAGUGAGCUGUGGGCAGUGGUGAGAGAGCAGGGUCGGGGCCUUCGUCAUGGCCGCCAGUGUCUCCAGUUUCUCGUGUGCGUGCUUUCAUUCGCCACCGCAGUGCUGCGGAUUUCCUUCCUCUAUGAGUCUGCCUCCUGCCUCUCUCAUCACGGCUCCCAACCACAGAGCUUCACCAACUUCCACAGCGCCGCCCUGCUGGCCCGGGGGUCCUCUCAGCUCUCGGCUCUCCUGCUCACCGUGCUGGUCCUUAAGAUGGUGGGCGUGCUGCGGUUUGUGCGGCGCUGGGUGGUGUUUGGCCGGGUUCUGCUGCAGGCCUGGAGGGACCUGUGUGGGGUUGUGUUCAUUCUGGUGCUGAUGCUGCUAGUCUUCUCUCACACCGGAAGCCUGCUCUUCUCCAGCUCAGUGGAGGGGUUCAGGACUGUGGGUCAGGCGACUCUUACCCUAGCGUCUGCGCUACGUGGGCGGGCAGUGACCCGCAGGCUGUGUGAGAGACACCCGAUGCUGGGGCCCCUGUACUGCAUGUCUGUGGUGGCCGCGGGGCUGUGGGUGCUGGGCCGGCUGUGCGGGGCCGUGCUAAUGCGCUCGUACAGGGCCACGCAGGCCGAGAUGUACCGCCCCGCCAUGGAGCCUCAGGACUACGAGAUGGUGGAGUUCUUCAUCAAGAGGCUCAAGCUGUGGAUGGGACUCAGCAAAACCAAGGAGUUCAGGCACAAAGUGAAGUUUGAGGGGAUGGUGUCACCCCCCUCCAGGUCCUCCCUGGGGUCCCAGCUGUCCGGCCUGUCAGUGCAGAGCCCUGCGGGGCCGCGGCUGACCUCCGCACAGUCCCUGGCCUCUGAGGACUCCAGCCUCUCCGACACCUACGACGUCCAGCUCUACCUGGACCGGCUGCUCCCUGCGGUCAACAGCAUGCUGUCCCAGUUCGACCGGGUCAACCAGCUGACUGACGACCUGCACUGCAUUGAGCUGAAGCUCCAGGGGGCGCAGAGCAGGAUGGCCCAGAAACAGAGGCAACAGGACAACACGCGCAGGAAAGCUUGGAGGAUAUCUGCUUCGACACCCCCUCCUCGCACCUCGCCUCCCUCUUCUCCUCUUCCUCCUCCUUCUCCUCCUCGUGACCUCCUUCCCUCUCUUCCAUCCUUCCUCUCCUGCAACCCGACCAUCCCCUGCACCCGCACCAUGUUGCCCACGCUGCCGUGGCACAGCCCACACCUACGCAAGGCAGCGCAUCCAGCCACGGCAGACUCCAGCGUGCCCGUCCGCAGGGCCUCCGGGACGGACGCCGCGACCAGGCGAGUCCCAGGACGCAGGGCCUGGCACUCAGGCACCUCCCAUUCCGCCGAUGCCACCCAGAGGUCGCCCCAGGCGGCGUGCGGUGCUGUCCGUGCCCGACCCUGGAGCGAGGAGGGGGGAAGGGGCAUGGCCUGCGACCGGGCACCAGUGAAGAGGAGAGCCUGGCAUCCUGAGGGGCCUGAGAUUGCGGCUUCAAGCCCAGGCAGUACUGCCAACCAGUGCUGUGAGUUCUAG